AUGCUGUGGCCGGAGUCACGCUGCUCUUCUUCCUGUUCGAACAGUGGGACAGCAGCCUGUACUGGUGGAUCUUUGCGUUUUGCAGCUCUGGCUGCCCACUGCAGCGCUUCCAUCUGCCUCUCCUUUUUCGUCUUUGAGCGCUGGGAGACGGUCACGUACUGGUACAUCAUGGGCUUUUGCAGAAACUCACCCUCAUCAUUCAGGAUGGCAAACAAGGAAAACCUCAGCAGUAUCUACAGUAGCCUUUCCACCUACCGCUUCAACAGCCAGGCUGCCAGCCCGCACCGCCUUCCGUAUAAGGAUACCAGCACUCCAUCCAGCACCUCCUCCAGCUCACUUCUGGUGCAGAGAGCCAUCACUAACAGUGCAAAGUAUGCCCCGAAAGUUGCCUGCGUCCAGAAUCCAGUUAUCCCAGGGAGGGUGCCUGUUGAACCCGCUUCUCUUGCUUUGCCCUUGGAGGAGGGCCCGGAGCCGAGGCGAGUGUUCACCAUUGACGAUUUUGAGAUCGGGAGGCCGCUGGGCAAAGGGAAGUUUGGCAACGUUUACCUGGCCCGGGAGAAAGGCUCCAAGUUCAUUGUGGCGCUGAAGGUGCUCUUCAAAUCCCACAUAGAGAAGGAUGGGGUGGAGCACCAGCUGCGGCGGGAGAUCGAGAUCCAGUGUCACCUCAGUCACCCCAACAUCCUGCGCCUGUACAACUAUUUCCACGACAAGAAGCGCGUCUUUCUGAUCCUGGAGUACGCCCCUCGCGGGGAGCUCUACAAGGAGCUGCAGAAGUACCGGCGUUUUGACGAUAGGAGGACUGCCACGUACAUGGAAGAGCUGGCCGAUGCCCUUCUGUACUGCCACAACAAGAAGGUGAUCCACCGCGAUAUCAAGCCCGAGAAUCUGCUCAUGGGGUUGAAGGGCGAGCUGAAGAUCGCGGAUUUCGGCUGGUCCGUGCACGCCCCCUCGCUCAGGAGGAAGACCUUGUGUGGGACCCUGGACUACUUGCCCCCCGAGAUGGUCGAAGGCAAGGGCCACAACGAGAAAGUGGACCUCUGGUGCGUUGGGAUCCUGUGCUAUGAGUUCCUGGUGGGCAGUCCCCCCUUUGAGAGUGCGUCCCACACCGAGACCUACCAGCGUAUUAUAUCGGUAGAUCUCAAGUUCCCACCGUUUGUGGCAGAAGGUGCCCGGGAUUUGAUUUCGAAGCUGCUGCGUCAUAACCCAGCUGAGCGCCUCCCGCUGCAAGCGGUGAUGGAGCACCCUUGGGUGAAAGCCAAUUCCAAGCGGGUGCUGCCCCCUGUCUUCAACCCGCUGCCCAUGAACCAGCACGGCAAGGAGAAACUGGACACCAGCUGAGCAUUGUCCCCAAUGGAUUGGGGUGCUGAGGUUUUUGGGGGGGCAUUACUGCAGGGUAUUGGGAGAGGGACUUCUUUUCUGGACUGCAAAUACAUUUGCUCCCCAAGAUUCACACUUGAAGAGCUGACAUGGACCGGGAUCUGGUUUCUGAGUGCUUGGGAAACACUGUGUGUGGGCACCAUCACCUGGAGGUAUCCGAGGAUUCACCCUUUUCCGUGCCCUGAUGGCUGACCACCUUCGGAGUCCUCCUGGCACUGCCACCAUGGUAUCAAACAUCUUGCAGGCCUUGGCCCUUGUUUUUUUUUUAUGAAUGAGCCAACCAUUUCCCAAACGGUAUGCCUGAUCUUUUGUGUAUAUAUUUUCUAUGGAACUGCUGUAAUUUUAAUAAACUUUUCUUCCAGA
Candoia aspera is the source of this 1740-nucleotide messenger RNA. It is a transcript of the gene AURKB, whose product is annotated as aurora kinase B. Gene Ontology annotation, molecular function: ATP binding; protein kinase activity. Bases 1 to 1338 code for a protein of 445 amino acids. Lineage: Eukaryota; Metazoa; Chordata; Lepidosauria; Squamata; Candoiidae. Gene Ontology annotation, cellular component: spindle midzone; kinetochore; spindle microtubule. The transcript has 10 exons. Gene Ontology annotation, biological process: regulation of cytokinesis; mitotic spindle organization; protein phosphorylation. The record is from RefSeq and is a predicted model, not a curated record.